Messenger RNA from Cicer arietinum (chickpea), 1814 nucleotides. Its product is annotated as proline dehydrogenase 2, mitochondrial-like. Gene Ontology annotation, cellular component: mitochondrion. NCBI's taxonomy places the organism in Eukaryota, Viridiplantae, Streptophyta, Magnoliopsida, Fabales, Fabaceae. The record is from RefSeq and is a predicted model, not a curated record. Gene Ontology annotation, molecular function: proline dehydrogenase activity; FAD binding.
CACACCCUAACAAACUCAUUCCAAACUAGAACAAAUCACAAAAGUGUUCUAGUUUCAUCACAAGAGAGAAAAACAACAACGUGAAUAGCAUCGAAAAAGAAACAUCUUCAUAACAAAAAUCAAUCUUUCUUUUUUAUUUGAAUGGCAACUCGCGUGGUCCCACCAAGAAUCUUCAAAAAUCUCCGUUACAAAACAACAACAACAAAGACACUCAACUCCUCUCAUCCUUCGGCCGCGGCGGCCGUCACUUCAACGGUCGACCUGACACCGCCGCCGCCGCCGCCGUCAUCACAUCCGCUAUCAUCUCUCGACUUAAACAAUGCCGAGAGACUAUUCUCGGCAGUACCAACAUCAACUCUAGUUCGUUCCACAGCCGUUCUACAUGCAACGGCUGUAGGACCUAUGGUUGAUGUUGGAAUAUGGGCUAUGAAAUCGAAACUUUUUCAAAUGGGAAUUAUGAAAGACGCCGUUAUGGCCGUUACGAAGAAAACGUUUUAUGAACAUUUUUGUGCUGGCGAAGACACCGUUGCUGCUGGACGGAGUAUAAGGACCGUUAAUAAUGCUGGCUUACGUGGCAUGCUUGUUUAUGGUGUCGAAGAUGCGCACGAUAACGAAAGUUGUGAUCGUAAUUUUGAUGGAUUCCUUCAUACCGUUGAUGUUAGCAGAUCACUACCUCCUAAUUCCGUGAGUUUUGUAAUAGUGAAAAUAACAGCAAUAUGUCCAAUGGCAUUACUAGAGAGAAUAAGUGAUCUUCUAAGAUGGCAAGAAAAAGAGCCUUCAUUGAAAUUAGCAUGGAAACAAGAUUGUCUUCCAAUAUUCUCAGAAUCAAGUCCAUUGUAUCACACUCAGAAAAGACCUGAACCAUUAACAUCAGAAGAAGAGAAUGAUCUUGAACUAGCAAAUGAAAGAUUACAAAAACUUUGUGAAAAAUGUGUUGAAAGUAAUAUGCCUUUGUUGGUUGAUGCAGAACACACAAGUGUUCAACCAGCUAUUGAUUACUUCACAUAUUCUUCAGCUAUUAUUCAUAACAAAGAUGAUAAUCCAAUUGUGUUUGGAACAAUUCAAACUUACUUGAAAGAUGCUAAGGAGAGAUUGCUUCUUGCAACUAAAGCUGCUGACAAUAUUGGAAUUCCAAUGGGAUUUAAAUUGGUUAGAGGUGCUUAUAUGUCCACUGAAAAUACUUUGGCUCACUCUUUUGGAUAUCCUUCCCCAAUUCAUGCUACCAUUCAAGACACACACAAUUGCUUCAAUGAUUGUUCUUCUUUUUUGCUUCAAAAGAUUGCCAAUGGACCUGGUUCUCUUGUUCUUGCUACUCAUAAUAUUCAAUCAGGAAAAUUGGCUGCUGCAAAAGCAUAUGAAAUAGGGAUUGGAAAAGUGAAUCACAAGCUUGAAUUUGCACAACUAUGUGGAAUGGCAGAUGCACUUUCAUUUGGUUUAAGCAAUGCUGGAUUUAGAGUAAGCAAAUAUAUGCCAUUUGGACCAGUUGAGAUGGUUAUGCCUUACUUGUUAAGAAGAGCUGAAGAGAACAGAGGACUUUUGUCUGCUUCUGGAUUUGAUAGGCAACUCAUAAGAAAGGAGCUUGGAAGGAGACUAAAAGCUGCAAUAUUUUAAGAUCUAUAUAAUAUUUUUCAUAAUACUAAUAAUAAUAAUCAUGUCUUGUUUGUAUAGGCAAGGCAACAUGAUUUUUUAAUUUUUGUAUAAAAUAGAGAAUUCUGUAAUAGGGUGGAAUUUGAAUUUCAGUGAAUGAAUUUUGCAUCAUUAUAAUUAUUAUUAUUAUUAUAUUUGUUGGAAAUGCAAUUUAGAUUUUGGGUUGA